Messenger RNA from Micropterus salmoides (largemouth bass), 3564 nucleotides. RefSeq names its product testis specific protein Y-linked (gene tspy). Gene Ontology annotation, cellular component: chromatin; nucleus. Lineage: Eukaryota; Metazoa; Chordata; Actinopteri; Centrarchiformes; Centrarchidae. The record is from RefSeq and is a predicted model, not a curated record. The transcript has 8 exons. The coding region runs from base 455 to 2116 and encodes 553 amino acids. Gene Ontology annotation, molecular function: chromatin binding; histone binding. Gene Ontology annotation, biological process: nucleosome assembly.
GUAGCCAAUCACAGGAUUGUUUUUCUGUCAUGUCGGUGCACGGAUAGUAAGCUAACGGAUAAUGCAAACAUAAACUCAUAUAAAGAACGCGAAUUGUUACUAAAGGCGGCACAGCACGAAACGGUUUGAUAAUUUGGACCGAACCUUCCUUGGUGGACUUUUAUUCGUGAAAAUGUGGAGCGGGCGUCACUGCGAGCACAUACGAAUUGGGUAACGUGAGCUAACUAACGUUAGCAACAACCUGCUAAUUUUUAACGUUCCGCAAGGCCGCGGAGAAAUACAAGAGCUGCUUCCUGUUGUAGCUUCAGUGAGAAUGUAGGUUACAUGACGAUCAGAGUAACAAAAUCACAGCUGGUAUCUAAGUAGCUAGUUUAGUGGUUUGAUUGCAUUUAAGUUUCCUUUAGUUGAGCUUGCAGGCUACCUAGCUUGUUAGCUAUUUGGCUAGCUAGCUAGCAUGAGCGAACUGACGGACUGCAAACAGUCCGCUGACUCUGCAUCGAGGAAACGGUGUCCAUCACCCGACGACGAUGAAGGCAGCACGAUUCCCUGCAAGUCCACAAAAGUAAGUGACGCAUCAAAUGAAGCGGGGGUUACUUCGGAAAGUUUCAAAAACAGUGAAGCCGAGAGUAAAGAAAUUGCUCGGAGCGAGGGGCAGUCUAAAGAUGGUGAGAAAGAACAAGCUGCCGUGAGAUCAGAUCAGGGUUCAGACCGCACAGAUGGCACCAGUGUACUGCCUGUUAACAGCUCCAAUACUGGCGGUCAUGAUGCCAGCAACAUCGAAAAACCACAGUCCUCAGAUGCACGCGGAUCUGCUGACAAAAAGAACAACACGGAGAAUACUGUAGGAACAAAGCAGCGUCCCGCAAGUCCUCUGGACCAGUCCGACUCAGCAGCAAUAGCAGCUGCUGAAGCACUUGCCAGUCUCACAGGACGAGACGGGGAAGACAGUCAAGAGACUCCUUGCUCAUCUGAAAAGGCGAAACCGGUGAAACAGGGUAACAAAUUCAAGCAACGUGGGGGCCACCAGUCCUCAAGAGCAGGCUCUAAAACGCAGGCAGCUGCUGCAGAUAGCUCCACAUCUGUGCAUAGUACUGACAGAGAAGAUGCAGAUGAUGUGCCACAAGCAGAUGAAGGCGAUGAAUCCAUGUCCGGAUCUUCCUCCACUCCUAGCUCCUCAUUCCCAUCAGACAACGAGGACAAUGAUGACGGGGAGUGUGCCAUUGUAUCGGUUAAGAUGGCCCCAGAGAUGAGACAGUCGGUGGCUCUCCUGGCGCAGGUACAGAUGCGACUGGAAGCCCUUGAGAAGAAAAGUGCCCGGCUUCACCAGCGGCUGGAGCUGAAGAUUAGUCGUCAGCGGCGCCCACAUUUGGAUCAGCGCAGCUCCAUCACAAAAACUAUACCUGGCUUCUGGGUGACAGCUCUGCUGAACCAUCCUCAUCUCUCAGCUCACAUUGACGAGAAUGAUGAAGAUGCUCUUAGUUACAUGACUGAUCUUGAGAUCGAGUCCUUCAAGAACAAUAAACUGGGCUACAGGAUCCGCUUCCACUUCAGACGGAACCCGUACUUCCAGAACAACAUCAUCAUGAAGGAGCUGCACCUCGGGAUGGGAGGAUCUCCCAUGUCAUUCUCCAACCCCAUUCUGUGGCAUCGUGGACAGAACCUGACUACCCACAGUGAACCCAGAAAGUCGUCACGUGGGGUCUACCAGACCUUUUUCAGCUGGUUCAGUGACCAUAGCAACCCAGGACAAGAUGAUGUUGCACAGAUACUUAAGGACGACCUAUACAGAGACCCUCUGAGAUACUACCUCACUCCGCUCUGGGAACCGAGGGAGAACGGCAGCAGUGGCAGCGGGGCACGAGCAGCUGACAACGGUAAUGGCGAUGACUGUGUGGUGAUCUCGGACUCAGAUGAUGAGCCUGGCGAGGAAGCUGGUGAGCCUGAACAAGGCCACAGUAAGGAAGAGGAGGAGGAAGAGGAGGAGGGGGAGGAAGAGGAGGAGGGGGAGGAGGAGAGGGGGCAAAGCGCUGAUGAGAGCCCAGAGGAGGAGGAGGAUGGUGGAGAAAUUGUGAUUGACGGCUCUGAUGACAGUGAGCAGGAAGAGGAGGAGGCUUGAAAAGAAGUAAAGAAGAAUGUCGAUGAAGAGUCCAAGUCAUCAAGGGACCAGUGACCAGGAAGAUGAAGAGGAUGCCUAGUUUGGCUGAGAGUACCAGAGCAAUUUAUUGUCAUUUUUAUGCACAGAAUCAGUUUUUGUUGUUUUAUACCUAAAAUACAUAACAACAUUUUAAAUCAGGGUUAACUAUGAUAAUGAAGCCAAGGCAGCAUGUUUUCCCCUCUAUUUUAUACAGUCGGUACUGUGUAUUCUGAUGUACUCUGAUUCACUUUUUGCAAAAUGUUUUUUUCUAAACAGGUGCCAGUCGGUUCAUACAAGUAGUGUUCUUCUCUUUAACGAGGAGUGUCGUACGGCAGCCUACACACAUGCCGGUGUGAUUUUGAUUACCGCUACUUGUUGGCAUAAAAUUUUGCAUUGCAAAUUCUUCAAAUUGAUAAUGCAGAAACUGUCAGUGGCAUUAUUAGUGGUCAUUUCAAGGCAAAGUUUUGGCUGUUUUUAGAAUUGACGUGACGAGAGAAACCUGUCACUAAAUUGAUAUAAUGACAGUACAUUUCAGAUGCACUGAGUACUGAACCAAAAUUUGUUCUCAGGGAUGAUCAUGGUGGUAGUUUUAUUGAAAGAACCUUACUGAUUUUCAGACAUUUACACUCUGGUUAUUGUGGCUAUAAGGAAACAUGAACUCUACUGUAGUAAAUAGGAGCAAAAAUAUUGUUUUAAUAUGCUACCUGUGUUUUUCCUUCUUCAUCUAUGUGUUCAGUCUUGUUACACGCCAACGUCCAUCUUUUAACACCAUAUAAACAAUCUGUUUAAAAUCAUUGCGUAGUUUGACCAAUGUUUCUGUGGGUUCCUACAUUUUUCUAACACGCUCCUACAAUAAGUAGCUGAAUUUUGUAUUUUUCUUUUCUUUAGAUUUUAACUUAAUUUAAAUUUGCUUUCUAAAACAUUUUAAGAUUUGUUUUUGUGUAAUGUGUCUUAAGAUUUUGUGUUAUCUUCUUUUUAAAAAGAUGGUAUUUAUUACAUUGUUUUUCUACACGUCCACAUUAUGGCAUGCCCGUGAGCAUGAAGUGUAAGGCGGGAUGAUUACAUUACAUUACAUGGCUUUUUCUGUGCACAGUGUCGGUAAAUGUUAAGUUCACAGUAACAUAAUGGGGUGCACUGUAACAAAACUAGUAUUUGUAUUUGCUUACUUUUCUUAGCAAUGACCUGUAAAUAAUAAUUCAGCGUUGUCUUUUGGAUGAGACAAGUACACAUGUUUAAUCCAUGGAUACAUUUAUCAAAUAAUCUGGAGUUUUUUCAUAAACAUGAUCAGAAAGUUAUAUUUUGUGUGCUGUGUUUUAUAGAACACUGUAGUUUAAAGAUACCAACCUACUUGUUGCUUUGGUAAAUUAUGUUUGCUUAAAAAUAAAUGUCCACCUUUUGACUUCGACCUAAUAAAAUAGGCAGAUGUUUCA